Polyodon spathula (Mississippi paddlefish) is the source of this 2967-nucleotide messenger RNA. RefSeq names its product steroid 21-hydroxylase (gene cyp21a2). Bases 391 to 1911 code for a protein of 506 amino acids. The transcript is spliced from 10 exons. Lineage: Eukaryota; Metazoa; Chordata; Actinopteri; Acipenseriformes; Polyodontidae. Gene Ontology annotation, biological process: hormone biosynthetic process; progesterone metabolic process. Gene Ontology annotation, molecular function: steroid 17-alpha-monooxygenase activity; iron ion binding; heme binding. The record is from RefSeq and is a predicted model, not a curated record.
GAACUCCCCUCAAACACAAGGACUUGAAAAGCCACACGCCGGUGUGGGAGGCUCCUCUGUCCCGCUACAGGACCCAUUAACACAGACAGAAAAGGAGACUGCCACAGCAAACAAGUUUAUAUGAUAGUGUGUACAAAAACAGAACUAAAUAACAACAGCAGGGCAGCUGAGGGACAGACAGGCACUAUGAUUUGACUGCAAUACACAAUCUGCAGCAGACAGAGAUAGGCAGUUACGCAGAGAGACAGAUAGAGAGAUAGACUGACAGACAGAUAGGUAGGCAGGCGCACAGAAAGACACACAAGCGAACUCUAAUAGAAACCGUCCCAGCCGCUAUUACACACACACACACACACAGACUCUUUCAAUCUCCCUCCCGGUCUCGCUGCGAUGCUGGCGUUCCUCGCUCUCCUCGCCCUGGGCUCAGCGCUCUUUCUCAGCUUGGUUCUUCGGCGGGGUGGCAGGAAGAUUCUGUACAUUCCGGGCGCCGCCUCUCCAGCAGACCGCAUGCCCGGACCGUGGGCUCUGCCGGGUCUCGGCAACCUGCUGGAUCUGGGGCGAAGAGACCUGCCGGAGCAUCUCACCAGACUGGCGCGGCGGUACGGCGACAUCUACCGUCUUCGCAGCGGAAACACAGAUAUCGUGGUGUUGAACAGCAUUGAAGUGAUCCGUGAAGCUCUGCUGAAGAAAUGGUCCGACUUCGCUGGACGCCCGCACUCUUAUACAGCCGAGUGCAUCUCAUUCGGGGGGAAGGACCUGUCCCUGGGUGAUUACUCCCCCUUGUGGCGAGCUCAGAGAAGGCUGGUCCAUGGCGCACUGCAGCGCUGCCGAGCCACAAACCUGGAGAGUGUGGUGACCAGAGAAGCCAGACAACUGAGUCAGGAGUUGUCCCGCUAUGCCGGCCGCGCAGUGGACCUGUCCUCUGAUUUCUCCAUGUGCUCCUGCAACAUCAUCUGUACCCUCGCCUUCGGAACCCGGUUUGAGAAGGAGGACAGCGAGUUUGUUGGUAUCCACGCGUGUCUCAAUGAGAUUGUGGCGCUGUGGGGGUCUCCUCUGAUCAACGCACUCGACUCCUUCCCUCUGCUCAGAAAGCUUCCAAACCCUGCAUUUUCCAGGCUGCUGCGGGCUGUGAGCCGCAGAGACGAGAUUGUGAGCAAUCACAUCCAGCAGCACAAGGACAGAGCUGGGUAUGACGGUGAAGCUGACAUCACUGAUGUCCUGCUGCAGUCCCUGUCCCAGCCUGCAGGAGUGAAGGAGAGCCAGGAGCGAGUGACAGAGCAGCACAUCCACAUGAGCAUCGUGGAUCUGUUCAUCGGAGGCACUGAGACCACCGCGGCCUGGCUGUGCUGGGCUAUAGCCUUCCUGCUGCACCGGCCAGAGGUGCAGGAGCAAGUGUACUCUGAGCUGUGUGAUGUGCUGGGCUCCCAGCGCUACCCUCUCUACAGCGACCGAGACCGGCUGCCCUUCCUCACCGCCACCAUCAACGAGGUGCUGAGACUCAGACCAGUGGCGCCCCUCGCAGUACCGCACAGGGCCACUAGGGACAGCAGCAUCGCCGGGUACUUCAUCCCUAAAGACACAGUCGUGAUCCCAAACCUGUACGCAGCACACCAUCACCCCAGGAAAUGGACUGAUCCACACAGCUUCAGACCUGAGCGCUUUGUGAACAGUCUUGCCCUGCAGGUACCCCAGCAGUGUCUGCUCCCCUUUGGUGUGGGAGCGAGGCUCUGCCUGGGCGAGGCUGUAGCAAGGAUGGAGCUCUUCCUCUUCACUGCACACCUGCUGCGCGACUUCAAAUUCCUUCCCCCGCACGGCCAGGGUCCCCCAGACCUCACUGGAGAGGCCGGCAUCGUGCUCAAAUCCCGCCCCUUCCUGGUCAGGGCCCUCCCUCGACCAGGACUUCCUGUCUAGAGAAGAGAAUGGGGAGGGUUUAUUGAAUAAUAAUAGGGAAGGGGCGUGGCUUAAUAUGCAGGAUUGAUUUUAAGAUUUUAAUGUUAACAUAUAAAGCUCUAAAUGAGGUGGCUCCAGAUUAUUUGAUAGAGAUGUGUGUGUGGUGGUCAGCUAGCUGUGCCCUUCUCUGUGUCCCAAGGGUAAAGCUAAAGAGGUAGGGUUUUGUGUUCAAGCUCCUUGACUCUGGAAAUCCACUGAGUCAGUUAAAAGUGCUCCCUCCCUGGAAAUUUUUAAGUCCGGGCUCAAGACAUAUCUUUGUAACUUAGCCUUUUAAUUUCCACUUUCUAAGCUUAUUUGUAUUUCAUUCAUAUUUUUAUUGUAUGUUUAAAAUAUACUGUUUUUAACUGUCUGUAAAGUGUUCUGAACCAUUGUUUAUGAAAGGUGUUCUAUAAAUACAGGUUGGUGUUAUUAGUAUUAUUAUUUUUAAUAUUAUUAUUAUUAUUAUUUAUUUUUUUUUUUUUUUAUUAGUAUGUGGGAGGCCUGGCUUCAAGUUGUAUUAAAAAAAUGAUGCGCAAAGAGUUCUUUGAGGGUGUGGGGUUCUAGUUUAAUGGGUGGGGCUUCUAUCAUAAACUGAUAACAGUGAUGUGGCCUAUCAUAAGAGGUGUGACCAGUAGGUGAGGCUUGUAUGUUAAUGUGGUAGGAAAAGGGGUUGGGCUUAUUAUUUAAGAGUGGGAGGGUCUAGUUUGUGGGCGUGGUUUGUUAUUAAAGAGGGUGGGGUUCAGGUUUAGUAGGUGGUGCUUUUUUAAAUUUAUAGACAAGGGAUAAGGCUUUGCUUCUUGGGGGUGGGGCUUAUCUCUGAAAGCUGGUGGGUAAGGGUGUGGCUUGUUAUUUGAGAGGGAGGAGUUCCAGUUAACUGGUCUCAUAAUGGGCAGCCGUGUGUUUUAUUGUUAGUGGGAGCUGGAAUUUAUAGAGUGUAGCGUGUAAUAAACUAUGACUUCCUUGUAUACUGUUUUAUUUUCUCUGAGUGCAAUCGAAGGCAAAACCACAAGGAUUAAAAUAACCAGUUUGACUCUCAAA